Molecule: messenger RNA, 1582 nt
Organism: Aphanomyces astaci
Lineage: Eukaryota; Oomycota; Saprolegniomycetes; Saprolegniales; Verrucalvaceae
Exons: 8
Coding region: 1-1254 (417 amino acids)
Source: RefSeq, a predicted model, not a curated record
AUGGCGCAAUACAAGGACAAGCCAGUGCGGUUCUAUACAGGCAGCCUAUGGAAGAAGCUGCGCGUGUACAUUGUGGGGUGUGUGGGCCUGAUUGUCAUGGUCCAACUGUGGAGUUUGCGUCGCCGAGGUGGGAGCGCUGGCUUCAAAGGACGUGAACGGCGAGCCGACACCGCGACGACCUACGACGUGUUGGCGGACAUUUUGCACUUGAAUAACUUGAAUGAAGUGUGCUUCCACGAGAAGGAAGCCGUGAUCUCGUACGGGUACAACAGCACGGCCGUUGACGCGUCCUUGCUGCUCCAUCCGUCCACCGACCACGCAGUCCUCAUCCAGUUCCUGUCUCAAUGCCCAGAUGUGGACAUCUACCUUCCACCUGGACUGCGCAAUCACGGGUAUUGCGAAGAUGGGAUGGUGUAUGUGAAAUUCCUUAAAGCGAGAGCGCUACCUCGUUGGGUGUUUGAUAUGGAGCUCCAGCACAAAGGCCAAUCGCUGUCGUAUUUUGACCUGUGUCCCCACACAGCACUGCUGUUUAUGAACCAUUACUUUGACGGAAUUCCAGACCUCUCGACAUUUCCACCGCACAAGAAAAUUGUGCUCAUGCCAAAUGUCGAAAUGUACGAGCUCGAAGCAUCCCAUUACCGUCGCGUCGACUAUGUUCUUGCUAAAACAUUCGACGGGUUCCAGCGCAUCACUGCGUGGUAUGCCCGAGAAGGCAACCCACGGCAGACCAAAGUGUUUUACACACAGCAUGUAUCGUCUGACCCGACCCAAGCCGCCCGCCAUGCCCCAAAUGUCCAUAUCGAGCCUCGAGAUUUCUCCAACUUGCGCUUCUUCCACGCCAACGGCCACAGCACGGAGAAAAUGACAUACCAGUUGAUCGAAUGCUGGUCCCGCCGGCCAGAUUUCCCCCGUUUGGACGUGUAUUCGAUGGACGAACGCAGUCGCGAAGCCUUCGACCGAUUUUUCAAAGAUAAACCCGCUGGCAACUUACGAUACCACUGGGGUCAAGACGUGGACGUGGUCGAGUUUGGCCGACUCAUGGCCCAAGUGCCCGUGAUCUUGUGUCCCAGUGGCAUGGAGGGAUUCGGCCACUAUAUCAACCAAGCGCGCGCAUCUGGCGCGCUCGUGGCCACGACAAACGCUGCUCCCAUGAACGAACUCAUCGAUGCCGACUCGGGCGUGCUGAUCGACGGCAACCUCUGGACUGCGGACGCGCCGUAUGAGCGUUAUAUAUACGUGCAUGAUGCAAAGUGAUGUUGGUGUAUAUUUUUUCAUAGAAAACAAGUGAUGGCGCAAGGCUACCGCAUUUUCCGCGAAGGGUUCUUUAGGGAAGGCAUGGAGUACAUGGUUCAUCCAGAGAAUAUCUGUGCCGCCGUUGAUUACAUUAUGUCGCUCACGCCGGCCCAGCGUGCCGAGAAGGCGCAAAAUGGCCAGCGCCGGUACUUGGCCCAGUUUCAAACAUUCCGCACCAACAUGAACGCGUUUCGGAAACAGUUGCUCUUGGACGUCCACGGUGACAUAUAAGAAGUAGCGGACAAGAAUUGAGUGGCUAAAAUAAAUACUAUAGUUGUUUUCACCCAAA